GGGGAAGGGAAAGGGAAAGGGAAACCCCAAAUGAUGAUCGCUGCUGCUGCAUGUCUCCGUCGCGACCAUCGUCCGGCUUGGCUUCCGCUCCCUCUCCACCGCCACAGCUCGCAACCUCGCCACCGCCGCUGUUGCAGCCGCGGCUUUGUCCUCGUAUCGGUUGCUUGCAGCUGCCCAGCCUGAUACGCGCUUUCUUCUUGGCUUGUCCUUACUGGAGCUUGAACAGCUAGUUCUUGACCUCGGCCAGGACGACGAUCUGUAUUGUCAACUCAGCAUUGUUGUGUUGAACAAAACUCGAGAGGCUAGCGAAGUCAGCUGUUAUUGGGGGGGCCGGGCGAGGAAAGAAGGUGAAAUCUUCCAAGCCACAAACUUGAAGAGCUUUACCUUCAGCGAUCUCAAGGCAGCCACUAGAAACUUUCGCCCUGAUAGUUUGGAUGAAGGCGGGUUUGGUUAUGUCUUCAAAGGAUGGGUGGACGAGAAUUCACUCACUGCUGCAAGUCCUGGAACUGGGAUUAUUAUUACCGUCAAGAGGCUUAGUCAAGAGAGCUGUCAGGGCGACCAGGAAUGGCUGACGGAAAUCAACCACCUAGGGCAGCUGUACCAUCCAAACCUAGUGAAAUUGAUUGCUUAUUGCAUCGAGGGCGAACGCCGGUUUUUGGUCCAUGAGUUCAUGCCUAAGGGCAGCUUGGGAAAUCAUCUCUUCAGAAGGGAUUCUGAUUUCCAACCUUUGUCUUUGAACCUGCGUAUGAAAAUUGCACUAGAUGCUGCGAAAGGUCUAGCAUUCCUUCACAGCGACAACGCCAAAGUGAUAUACAGGGACUUCAAUACUUCCAAUAUCCUUCUCGAUUCGAACUACAAUGCUAAGCUAUCUGAUUUUGGGUUAGCCAAGUAUGACCCAAUAGAGAAUUUGCACCCCUACGACACAAGAAUCAGCUCCACAUUUGAUUAUGGAGCUCCUGAGUACAAGAUGGCAGGGCGUCUGACAUCAAAGAGCGAUGUGUAUACAUUUGGGGUAGUCUUGCUAGAGAUAAUUUCGGGCAGGAGAGCCAGUGACCAGCAGGGGCCGUCGAGGGAGAUGUUACUGGUGGAAUGGGCAAGGCCUUACUUGAGUAGCAAGCAAAAGAUCUCCCGAGUGAUGGAUCCAAAGAUUGAAGGGCAGUAUAGUGUCAGCUGCGCACUGAAAGUGGCGGCACUAGCACUGAUAUGCCUGUCAGCAGACCCCAAGUGUAGACCAACCAUGGAAGAAGUUGUGAGAAGUUUGGAGCAGAUUUAUAACGGGUGCAGUAGCAGUAGUAGUAAUGAGGGUAAAUUAUCAGGAGGAUCAAGAUCGAAAGCAGCACGAGUCAACAAUGGUGGUAAACCGAGAAGGAAGAGGAUGAAUGGAGUUCAUGUUGUGGGUAAUUGAAGGGAUCCCUCUUCCCCCAAACUAUCUGCUUCUUCUUUAUGUCGAUAGAUGCAUGCCAACGGUGGUUGGUUGUGUUGUGUGUUCGACUUUGAUCCGAGGGUGAAUUGCCAAAAGUUUGUGGUGUUGAAUCAUGAUUUGUUAUAAUAGUACAGCAGUUCUUUUACCUUUUUCUCCCCAAUGUCAGUUCGGCUUGCAUGUUCUUGACUGUGUCAACUCGAGUGGUUGGGAUAUGUUCAAUCGUGGAUUAUAUACUAUUCACUAACACAUUCCCUCAAACGAAAGUCAGUCACUUCAUAAGGGGCACUCGAGUUGUUGGGAUAGGUUCAAUCGUGGAUCAUAUACUAUUCACUAACACACCCCCUCAAACGAAAGCCAUAAGAAUACAUGUGUUUCACAUGUUCUGAACACAAGAAUACAUGUGUUUCACAAAUGGGGUCACCGGGAUUUGAAUAC
Molecule: messenger RNA, 1858 nt
Organism: Linum tenue
Lineage: Eukaryota; Viridiplantae; Streptophyta; Magnoliopsida; Malpighiales; Linaceae
Source: the annotation of a GenBank genome assembly